GGGGUUGGGGUGGGUAGGUGAAAUAGCUGAAGGGGAUAAGGAAGUACAAAAUCUCAAUUAUAAUAUAAAUUAUUCGUGGGGAUGAAAGAACAGCAUAGAGAAUGUAGGCAAUAAUUCUGUAAUACCAUUCUAUGUCAACAGAUAGCAACUACAGUAGUUGGGGUUGAGCAUUUAAUAAGGUACAUAAUUGUCGAACCACUACGCUGUAUACUUGCAACCAGUAGAAUAUUGUAUUAUCAAGUAUAUUUAAAUUAAAAAAAUACUGGAGGUACUUCAUAAUCUAGUCAAUCACCGUAAACAGUUUUCUUGCUAGAUAUUUCACUCUACAUUUAUACCAAUUCCCAACUCACUGAUGACAGGCAGAUUGGAGGAUCAUCAGCAUCAUUAAUAAGAGCAUUAGGCAUCACAGGCCAAAUCCAUUACAGUGAAACUGGGCCACCACACUUAAAUGCAAGCCAAGCAGGCACGCCUGGGCUGUUGGAUAUGGUCAUCUGUGCAUUUUUCUCAGGGGAGUCCAUUGCAGUGACUUCAGGUUUAACCUUAUCACGUUUAACUGUUAUUCCUGCCCAGAGACCUCCACGUGCUGGAGAAUCUAAAGUAAACUGGGGGAAUGUCCUCAUUGUGCUGUGAGAUUGGACAUGAAAUUUACCAUGGCGUAACCAAUGUUGGAAGAUGCAUUGUAUAGGGAGAACCCAGGAAUGGGUUGGGUUUUCCAGAUUUCAAUAUAAAUUACUUCAUGCUCCAGGCUUUGCAUCUUUUGGCUGAGCAGUGCUAAUCUGUUUUGGCCCCACCUCUUACUCAUUCUAAUCUCUGCAUCAGGAGGGCGAAAAAUUUAACUCUGUGACGAAUUCUCCUGAGGACCUUGCUCAAGACGAUUCUGGAUAUGGAAGGAAAAGGGGAAAGAAAAAUACAUCGUUUUUAAUAGGGAUUGCUAGCACUAUGGUGGUUUAAUGCUGACGCAGAGUGAAUUCUCAGGAAUUUUCGCUCAUCUAUCAAUCCGGCCAGCCAGCCAGCCAGUAAACAAUUUUUAACACAUGAAAAGUACUAAGCACCAUGCUUAGCAUAGGGAAGGACUGGGGUGUGUGUUUAUUUGGGCACAUAAAGUAAGGUACGGAUUUAAAUUGCACUUAGCAGAUAGAUACCUAGGUAUUCCAACACCAUCUUACCUAAUAAACUGGGAAGAACUCUUUGAUAUCCUAUUCCUAUUAACUGCGGGACUUACUUGUGCAUGCCAGACUCUGCCUCUGGGCUUUCUGUUCUGUUCUAGAGAACCAGUACCAGAAUAUUCAAAUCACUCUGGCGUUCAACACGUUUUAAUAUCUGAUAGGGCCAGUUUCUGCGCAUUGCACUUUUUUUUUUUUCCUUUCAGGAACGCGUUCGGGCCGCGGCAGGGGGCGGGGUUGCGCCUCCGUCGCGGCUCUGGUUCCAGCGGAGCCUCACGGAUGCGGAGAUGGAAAGCCCAAGGCUGUUCCCGGCUCGUGGGGCACGACAGGGCGGCGGCCGGGACCACGGAGGCCCUGACCCGCAGGCUGGCCAGGCCCCCACACGCCGCCUCCUGCUGCUCCGGGGACCCCAAGAUGGCGGGCCCGGGCGGCGGUGCCAGGAGGCCCGCGCGGCCUCACGGGGCCCGGGCCCGAGCCCUUUGGCGCCAAGGCCUGAUCACACGGGCGGCGGCGGCAGCGGCGGCGGCGGCGGCAGCGGCGGCGGCGUCGGCGGCGCCGGUGACGACGACGACGACGACGACGACUUCUUCCUGGUACUGUUGGACCCGGUGGGUGGCUACGUUGAGAUCAAGGACACUGGCCAGGCCGCGGGUCCUGUACGCAGGGAGGCGGCCGAGCCGGUCCCAUGGCUCCAGGCGGGCGAGAGUGGCGGGAACCCAGCGGGCCGCCCUGCUCGGGGCCCCCGCUGCCUGUCCGCGGUGCCUGCCCCAGCCCCGGCUCCGGCCCCGGCUGGAGCCUCGGUCCCUAUACCGAUUCCAGUCCCAUGCCUGGGCCCCGCUGCGGCCUUCGCAGGCACCAUCACCAUCCACAACGAAAACCUGCUCUUGCGCUUUGAGAACGGCGUCCUCACCCUGGCCACGCCCCCGCCGCCAGCCUGGGAGCCUGGGGUCGGGCCUGCCCUGCAGCCUGGGGGUCUGAUCGCCCCGCAAGCAGCGGUCCUGCACACCGCGCAGUCUGGCGACUGCCCCGAGCUGCCGCCCGACCUCCUGCUGGCCGAGUCGGCCGAACUCGCACCGGCCCCGGCACCGGAGGAGGAGGAGGCGGAGGGCCCGGCCGCCGCCGAGAGCCCCCGUGGGCUGCUGUGCCCGGGCCCAGGCGUGGUGCUGUACCUGUGUCCUGAGGCGCAGUGCGGACAAACCUUCGCCAAGAAGCACCAGCUGAAGGUGCACCUGCUGACACACAGCAGCAGCCAGGGCCAGCGGCCCUUCAAGUGCCCCUUGAGCGGCUGCGGCUGGACUUUCACCACCUCGUACAAGCUCAAGAGGCACCUGCAGUCGCACGACAAACUGCGGCCCUUUGGCUGCCCGGCAGAGGGCUGUGGCAAGAGCUUCACCACCGUGUAUAACCUCAAGGCGCACAUGAAGGGUCAUGAGCAGGAGAACUCGUUCAAGUGCGAGGUAUGCGAGGAGAGCUUCCCCACGCAGGCCAAACUCAGCGCCCACCAGCGCAGCCACUUCGAGCCUGAGAGGCCCUACCAAUGCGCGUUUUCUGGCUGCAAGAAGACGUUUAUCACAGUGAGCGCCCUGUUUUCCCAUAACCGCGCCCACUUCAGGGAACAGGAACUUUUUUCCUGCUCAUUUCCUGGCUGCAGCAAGCAGUACGACAAGGCCUGUAGGCUGAAAAUUCACCUGCGGAGCCACACUGGUGAGAGACCUUUCCUUUGUGACUUCGACGGCUGUGGCUGGAACUUCACCAGCAUGUCCAAACUCUUAAGGCACAAAAGGAAGCACGACGACGACCGGAGGUUCAUGUGCCCUGUGGAAGGCUGUGGGAAAUCUUUCACAAGGGCUGAACAUCUGAAAGGCCACAGCAUAACUCACCUGGGCACAAAACCUUUUGUGUGUCCCGUUGAAGGCUGCUGCGCCAGGUUCUCCGCUCGCAGUAGCCUCUACAUUCACUCCAAGAAACACUUGCAGGAUGUGGACACUUGGAAAAGCCGUUGCCCAGUCUCCACUUGUAAUAAACUCUUCACAUCCAAGCACAGCAUGAAGACCCACAUGGCCAAAAGACACAACUUCGGCCAGGAUCUCCUAGCUCAACUAGAAGCUGCAAAUUCUCUUACACCCAGCAGUGAACUCACUAGCCAGGCACAGAGUGAUUUCAGUGAUGCAGAGCUAGUGUCUCUCUUCUCUGAUGUGCCUGGCAAUAGUUCUGCGGUGCUGGAUACGGCACUGGUGAACUCUGGAAUCUUGACUAUUGAUGUGGCUUCUGUGAGUUCAACUCUGGCAGCGAAUCUCCCUGAUAACAAUAAUAAUUCCUUGGGGCAGGCUGUGGAUCCUCGGGCCCUGAUGGCCACCAGUGACCUUCCUCAAAGCCUGGAUACCUCUCUCUUUUUUGGAACGACAGCCUAUGGUUUUCAGCAGAGCGCCUCAGAUAUGGAUGAUGUCUCAAGUCUAAGUGUGGAGCCAGUGGGAUCCCUGGGCUCCUUGGCUAUGAAAAACUCUGGUCAAGAGACCCAAGCUUUGACCCCCAGCAGUAAGCUAACAGUGGACACAGAUGCUCUGACUCUUUCGAGCACACUUUGUGAAAACAGUGUCUCAGAACUACUGACGCCAACCAAAGCAGAAUGGAGUGUACAUCCUGAUACUGACUUCUUUGGACAGGAGGAAGAAACCCAGUUUGGAUUCUCCAAUCAAGCAGGAAACCAUGGUUCUCAGAAAGAAGCAGAUCUUAUCACAGGGACUGGCAGCUCAUUUUUGGUAUGAACUAACCCUAUUCAUUCCUCGCCGCACGGCUUACUCUUACUAAUUACACUCAAUGUUAAAGAUGUUCUGGACUAACUGUUUAAAUGCAGUCAUUUCUUUUAGGUUUUAAAAAAGAGCAGAGUCCUGGGCUACGAGUUUGGAGAUUUAAAUUCUGAUCUUGAGCCUGGAACUGACAAGUUGCGUGACCCCGAGCGAGCCACUUAACCUAAUUGAGCCUUAACUUCCUUGCUUAUAAAAUGGCGUGGUUUGUAUAGAUUGUUUUUAAAGUCCUUUCAGCUCUCUGAUCCUUGAUAAUACUGAAAAAAAAUUAGGUUUUUUUAAGUGAUGUUAUUUCAUGAGCUUAUUUUGCAAAGGUGCAUAAACAUAUACAUAAUUGCAUAAUGAAAUCCAUGUACUUGUUACCCAACUUCAACUAUUAUCAGUUUAUAAACACUUAUUUAUCUAAUCUCUACUCUCACCCUCUUCCAGUAUUAUUUUGGAAUACUAUGCAUCACAUCAUUUCAACCAUACUCAGUAUGUAGUUUUGUAAGUUAUGGGUUCUUUCAGAAGAAGCUACAUUUCAUUUUCAUACUUAAAGGUAACUGAUCCUUAACAACAAAAAAUAUCCACUCAGGGUUCCAACUUAAAAUUGUCUCCUAAAUGAUGCUUAUUUUAAUAUUUUUAAUAAGUAGGAUCCCAGUAAGUCUCUUAAGUGUCCUUUUACUCUGUUUAACUUUUGUCUCUUUCUUUCCUUUCAAUUUUAUUCAUUGAAGAAUUUAGGUUCUUUCACAUGUAGCAUUUGCUACAUUCUUAAGUUUUGGUUUUUAUAUCCCUAUGGUGUUAAAUUUCUCUACCUUGUGUUUCCUUAAUUUGGUAGUUUGAGCUAGAGACUUGAUCAAAUUAGAAAUACCAUUUUUGGAUCAGGAAUGUUUCAUAGGUUGUGUUGCAUUCUUUUUUCAGUGGCUCAUACUGUCUGUUUUUCUCUCUUUCUAAUAUUCACAGCUGCUGCUGAUCAAUGCAUUAAUUCAUGAUUACCAAUGCUUCUGAUAUCAUGAAUGGUUCUUGUAGAGUUUCUAUUAGUGAAGAUAGAAACUAGUUAAGAUAUUUAUACAAGUUUAAUAGAAGUAUUCAAUGCCAAAAAUAUUUCUUUAAUUAUGAUACACUAACAACAACAACAACAAAGAGAUAGCAAAAAAUGUGUUAGCUGUUCUCACUGUUUAUCUUCCUGACUUCUUGAUGAUGGGAGGCUUUGUUGUAGAAAUUGCCAGCCAGGAUUUUGACAUGAAUCAGGCCCAGGGUCAAAUUUGUGUUGGGUAAGUGGCCUUGAAUAAAUUAGCCUCACUAAGCUUCAGUUUCCUAUCUAUAGAAUGGUCAUAGCAAUGCAUACACAUAGCUAACACACCUUAGAUUUUUCUUCUUUUCCAGUUUUUAAUACGUAAGGGUAAAUAUUAGGUGCUUUGGCAUAUUUUCAUGAAUUUAUAUAAUCUUCUUAUCCUCUCAGUCCUUCCUGCUCUAAGGGAGAAAUUGGGAUAUUUCAAUCCUGUUUAUGUUCAGGCAAUAAUGUUAUGAGGUAUAGAGUGAAUGAAACAGGACAGGGAAUCUCUCUACUUCCUCCACUGAAUAAUUUCCACCCACCAGGAAUUACUGUGGGGAAAUGUCUGGAGUGGAGACAUGGCUCAUGGUUAUAGCUGUAUUCCUUUCUAUUAAAUCUGUUACCAUUUUUGCUCUGCUUCCAAAGUCAGACUUUGCUGUGAUUGUAGAGCCUGUUUUUGCAAUGAAACUCUGGUGAUGGAGCAGAGAAGGUUGCCUCCUCUCUGUGUUGUGGAGAUCUCAUUGUUUGCACUUUCCAGAGUUGGGAAGAAAGACUGAAUCUGAAUAUUAUGUAGCUGUCUUAUAUGAGUAUAGCAUUUUGAAUUUCGUGGAAUAUAUUCACAACUGAUACCUUAUUUGUUGUUCAAAACAUCCCUUUUGACAAAGUCUGUGCUAUGACUCAUAUGACAAUUUAGACAACUCACAUUCCAAAUGGGCUUUGGCUAAUGACUGACAGUUUGAUACAUAGCUGAAAACAAAGAAGAUAAAUUAUUUUCACCUCUCCAUUCCCACCCAGCUAACUUUCAUGAUUCAUUCUUGUGUCAUAACUAGCUGCUGUUUUCCACUUUGUUUUCUGUUUCUGUUUACUUUCUCCCCACUCUACUCUCCUGAAUGUGCAUUCCAGUCCUUGCCAUGCCUUUCUUUUUUAAUUUUUUAAUGGAUAAGAUAUCUUCCUGCCAUUAUCCCUUAGAUCUUCUCAGGGCUCAUUUUCUUACAAUGAUAACAUUUGUUGAGUGUACACUGCAGUUCUGUAAGUAUAGUAAAAAGUUAUUUUCUGAUCUCAAAUAAUACUGUGCAUAUAUGACUCAUGAUAUAAGAGGUUAUUUUCUAACCUGUUGAGAUGAGAAGCAGGUUUCUGUUUCAUUAUUUCCAUUUUGUAAGUUUUGGCAAGGAGUUCUGCUAACGAAUAUUCUCUUAUUUGCUUUAGUGUAAAAGUGCAGUAAUGUUUGCAUGUGAAUGUGGAUGACAGUUAUUGUAACACUCUGGUAGUGCACUAAAACUUGACAACUUUGAAAUGUUUCUGCUCUGUGUAUUGGGGGGUAUAUAAACACACAUACACACAUAUAUAUUUUUAAGUGAUUGUAUUCAUUUAGUGAAAAACAAAGUAGGCAUACUUUUAUAAACCAGAAAAAUGCUUAGAAUUUCAUUGUAUCCACUCAUUCAAUUGGCUUCUUUCUUUGCUUUGGAGAUAUUUGUAUUCAUAAAGUGCAUUUCAAAAGUAAUUGUCAUUCAUUAAGACCUCUUAAAUAGACCACACUUUUUUUCACAUGUGUCAAGGAUUGAAAUGAACAUACAAGUAGCAAACAUCAAAUAAAAUAUUUAAACAUGAAGAGAAUUUAAUACUGUGACUUCAUUUUUUUAAUUCCUUCAACCAACUUCCAAUAAAAAAAUAUAUAUCUUUUCCUACUCAUCACUGGAUUUUCAAGGAACAGAUGUUAUGUUUAUCAAAGAUAAAAGCUUUUAUUUGUU
Molecule: messenger RNA, 6967 nt
Organism: Manis pentadactyla (Chinese pangolin)
Lineage: Eukaryota; Metazoa; Chordata; Mammalia; Pholidota; Manidae
Product: zinc finger X-linked protein ZXDB-like
Exons: 1
Coding region: 1451-3928 (825 amino acids)
Biological process (GO): regulation of transcription by RNA polymerase II
Cellular component (GO): nucleus
Molecular function (GO): transcription coregulator activity
Source: RefSeq, a predicted model, not a curated record